GAGGUUGUUUGUUUUCAUUCUUCUGAAGCCCUGAUUCCAAAAAUAUUAAAAUGAUGCGAGACUUUACGAGCAUACUGAAUAUAAUAUUUAUCAUCAGUGGUGGUGUAUUAACAUUCGUGAUUCUGUUCAUAUUCGCCAAGCGACAAAUAACUAGGUUUGCCCUUCGAUCGAGGAGAGGACCCCAUGCCCCUAUAGGGACAGCCGCGAAGAAGUGUCUGAAAAAAGAAAUAGAGAGGCGCAUAGAAGCAGUGCCUCGGAUUGUGUUUGAGCCACGCCUGCUGUGUACAGAGCCCUCUCACUACAUACUGGAACCUCAGCAACCUUACCACUAUCGAUUCAGAGCUGUGGAUGAUGUUAAAACACUAGAGGAAGAAAUAGCUAACCAAGACCCUGGACUCCGCCGCCACCCGCGUGAGUCUCUCCGAGCGUUCCUGCUGUCGUCUCUCGCGGCGCCACUGGACGGGCGCGGGCAGAAACUCGUCCAUCAGUUCUGUGACGCAUACGAGUCCGCGAGACACCAUCCCGCGGAGUUCGGGGAGGACGAGUAUAGAGCUUACACUCGCCUGCUGCUCAAACUGCUGGACGCGGCGCGCCUGCUGAAGAGCGUGUCGUGCGUGUCGGCGGGCGCGCGCAGCUCCCCGCAGCGCCGGCCGCGCCUGCUCGACCCCGCGCGCCUGCGCCCCGCCGCGCGCCCCGCCCACUACACCGCCCUCGAGAACAUGCCCAUAGAAACUAAAAUGGAAGACGAGGUGAUCCGAGUCCCAGUGCGGAGCCCUACCGAGCCGCUGGUGAAGGCGCCGGCGGACGAGACGGCGCUCUGAGCACGCGCCCUGCGCCAGCCCGCGCAGACACUGUAGCAAGCACAACCACAUGUGACUUGGACAGACGACCCGUGUGACAGUGAUAUUGUGACGAGUGGCACUGAUAAGUGAAUUAGUUACAAAGAUACAUUUAGUAAAGACAAAGUGAAAAAUAUAUUUAAUGGAUGCCCACCUGACGGUAAGCGGAACAUGUCAAAAAGAAGAAGAAGGUCAAGAUCACAUCCUGCAAUUUGCCGCCCUGUGCCCAUCAACCAAGCCCUUCAAGGAACACAACAUUACUACAGCAUACACAUGCUGCUUUGCAUCAAAAAUAAACAUUGUUGUAGUAAUUCCCACACGAGCUCUGUCACAAAUAGCUCUACUACUUCUAAAGCAGCCCCUUGGAUAAUGAUGGGGCUCUUGAUUUGUAAAUAACAUUAAAAAUGCGUACAUGGUAGUGAAAUGAUAGCGAUAUAAUAUUACGAAGUCAACAUGAUUAUUGAGAACUUCUGUAAAUAGCUUAGAUUAGAAAGUGUAAUAAUAAAUAAUUAUUUAUAAAUGUAUUUAUUACAAUUUUAAACAGUUUUAACUAAAAAUUAGAUUUUAUCUUGCAAUCUAUUUACAAUGUCAGAUCUCGUAUAAAUAACUUAGGACUAGUGAUUUACUUUGAUUGUACAGAAUAUUUUGAACAAUUCGUUCACAAUUAUUAUUUAACUUAUAGGAAGCCAUGUUUGUCGUUUACAUAGUAUACAAAGUGUAACAGAAUUACGAAAUAAUAUUGAAGGAUGUAUAAGUAUAUUCCAUUAGGAAUAACCCUGUAAAAUAUUGAAUCAAAAGAAACAUUUAUUUUUCCUUACAAACGAAUUCAAAACAUUGAUUUCUUAUGACAUAUAUGGUAUCAAAGGUACCUACACUACACGACGCGUACGUAAUAAAGUGUAAGGAGUCACAUGAUUUUAAUUUGGCAUGUAGUAAAAACUAUGGCAGUGGUUUACUAAAAAAAAGCCUGUGAAGUAUUAUAUCGGUUUUCAUUUACAUUAUUGAACCAUGGUCAUACAAGAUUCUGAUAAUUUUUACUUGUUUAUGUAAAAUACCACUAAACAUCAAAAAGUUUUUAAAGUGAUAUAUGCUUAUAAAUAUUAAAAAAAAAGCCUUUUACAUAA
Messenger RNA from Pararge aegeria (speckled wood butterfly), 1963 nucleotides. RefSeq names its product protein C1orf43 homolog. The record is from RefSeq and is a predicted model, not a curated record. The transcript has 5 exons. Bases 51 to 821 code for a protein of 256 amino acids. NCBI's taxonomy places the organism in Eukaryota, Metazoa, Arthropoda, Insecta, Lepidoptera, Nymphalidae.